AUGGUAUUUCUUCCAGGCUGGAGACUGACUGUGCUGUGUUUUCUUUUGGCAGUGCUGGUUAUAUUCAAUCACUACUUAGCGUUCCAGUACUUCGCUGAGGAGUAUUACCUGUUCUCUGAGGUUCUCGCCUACUUCACGUUCUGCCUGUGGUUAAUCCCUUUUGCUUUUUUCGUCUCUUUGUCGGCCGGAGAGAACGUCCUGCCUUCCACGGUGCAGCCCGGAGACGACGUGGUCUCCAACUACUUCACCAAGGGGAAGAGGGGCAAGCGCUCCGGUAUCCUCCUCAUCUUCUCUUUCAUCA
Pygoscelis adeliae (Adelie penguin) is the source of this 301-nucleotide messenger RNA. RefSeq names its product testis expressed 261 (gene TEX261). Gene Ontology annotation, molecular function: COPII receptor activity. The transcript has 3 exons. Gene Ontology annotation, cellular component: endoplasmic reticulum membrane; COPII-coated ER to Golgi transport vesicle; Golgi membrane. The record is from RefSeq and is a predicted model, not a curated record. Gene Ontology annotation, biological process: endoplasmic reticulum to Golgi vesicle-mediated transport. NCBI's taxonomy places the organism in Eukaryota, Metazoa, Chordata, Aves, Sphenisciformes, Spheniscidae. The annotation marks the transcript as partial.